Molecule: messenger RNA, 219 nt
Organism: Emys orbicularis (European pond turtle)
Lineage: Eukaryota; Metazoa; Chordata; Testudines; Emydidae
Gene: GNG14
Product: G protein subunit gamma 14
Exons: 2
Coding region: 1-219 (72 amino acids)
Biological process (GO): G protein-coupled receptor signaling pathway
Cellular component (GO): heterotrimeric G-protein complex
Molecular function (GO): G-protein beta-subunit binding
Source: RefSeq, a predicted model, not a curated record
AUGUCGGGGAAGGCGGCCAGCAGCAAUCACACAAGCCAGGGCCAGAGGGCGGUGGAGCAGCUGCGAACAGAAGCCGGGCUGGAGAGAAUGAAGGUCUCCAAGGCAGCCCGUGAGCUGCUGCAGUACUGCCGGGCGCACGCCCAGAGCGACCCGCUGCUGACUGGUGUCCCUGCCUCGGCCAACCCCUUCAAAGACCAGAAAACCUGCAGCAUCCUGUGA